AUCUAAUGUAAGUGUGCACACUAAUAUAACUCGUAGACACAUGUCUGACUUUUACACAAAGAAAGCAACGGACUUUGUGAAGGAGGUGUUCUGGUAUUGAGUGUCAGUGGGGGGACACAUCAAAUAAUGAGCGGAAUACAGAGCCAGUCACAGAAACUCACACUUCACUCUCCUCCCGCUUUCCAUCUCCGUUUGCGCAAGAAACGGAAAGUCGAUCGGUUUUUCUCUAAACGCCCCUCUCUCCGCGUCCGGGUCUCUGUCUCUCUCUCUCUCUCCCGUGGGCGGAGGAGGAGGUGACAAGGGAAACCCGUUAGUUCCUCCUCUGUUGCGUCUAUAUAACCCUCUGAUGUCUCCCCUCGAGCAGAGCUGCACCUGCCGUGGAUGUAUAGCGCUUUAAUCACAUGCCGUUCCUCGAGAUGUCCGCGUCCGCAGAUGUUGAGAGCCAGUCGCCCGCCGCGCGCUCUCGAGGCCGGUGUCUGGACACCUUCCUCACCGUGUCCGUGAUCGCGCUCUUCAUCCUGUUCGUGGGAGCGGGAGUGGGAGCGCUGUGCUUCGCUCAACACAUCGAGAAAAAGAUCGACGCGCGGCCGACGCGAGACUUAGACGGAUCUGCUGACGCGUUGGUCGCGUCGACCGGAAACGCGUAUAAGAUGCAGAAUUUUGUUUACCUGAGGGCCACUGAAAGUGAACUCAAAUCAGGUGUGAUGGCGUGGGAAACUUUCGCUUAUGGAAAGGGUCAAACCAUUGGCUCUCUCUACAGCUAUGACAUAAAACAGAAUGUGCUGAACAUCAAGGAAAAAGGAAGCUACUUCCUGUACGUCCAGCUCAACUUUACUUGCACUGGACAAUGUACAUCUGGCAAGUUCACGGUCAGUUUUUACAAUAAGCACAACAGCGAGGAGCUCAGCUGCACCGUCUCGCUGCCUGAGUGGAACAAAGAAACGCCUCACAGUCAGACGUGUUGGCGAGUCGCAACCUUUCCAGAAAGUGAAAGCCGCCUCAUGGCCAAAUCACGGAUUGAAGGCACACUAAACAACUGGAAACUGGUGAUGAAUGACUCUGGCUUUGGGAUGUUUCUGGUGGACGGAUUAGGAGCGCUGCUUCACACAUGAUCCGCAGAAGCCCGACCGAACUGCUUUGAGGCUGCUCGCGUCACUUCCUUCUACUCAGGACUUGUUUCUAAUGCUCUAACAGACAGGACUCCACUAAUGUCCACAGACUCUAUUGGCUAAUUUGGCAAUGCCUUCAGCUACCAAAAAGAGUGUCUCUUUCACCUUUUAGCUACAAUAUUCAAAUGCAUUCUGCCAAAUUUUGCAGAUUUUACUCUACAACAAAAGCUCAGAAAAUGCAACGACUUCUAGAGACUUUGACUGGGCUUGAACUUAUAAGCAAUGCUUCUUAAGCACUAUUUAUAAUUUAAAUAUAUUUAUAUGUGUAACGUAAAAUAUUUGCAAUAUUUAUAUUUGUAUUUUGUGUAUACUGUACAUAGUGUGUAUAUCCACAUCUGUAGACAUCACUACGUGUGCGAGGCGUCUGACCGAACCCUUUCCUUCACUGAUUGCAUGUACUGUAUUAUUCUACUGAUGUAGGUGCAUCACAGAAAUGAUGAGUGAACUUUGACCCGCACAUCAACACUAGUGCCUCGGUUGGGUCUGUACCCUUCGCCGUAUGUUCAAGAACUCAAAAAGCUGCAUGUGUGAAUGUACAUGAACAUCUCUUCAUGUGUUGUGCGUCUGGUGUGAAGGAAAGCACUGUAUGAAUGCUAACAAACUCAGGAACUCUAGAGAUGAAUGUAAUGAUGAUUGUGUGAAAUGCUUUAUUUUGUAAACGGAGGAUAUAAUAAAAAUGCAAAAAGUUCAUUUUACAUAACUGUGGGCUGUUUGUUGAGGUGAGAUGAUGCUGCCGCUCUUCGGUGUUACUUAUGUUGCAGUUUUAUUUGAGCAUCACCGGAUGUUUCUUCCUAAAAUAAAACAGUAGAACAGA
Molecule: messenger RNA, 1983 nt
Organism: Carassius gibelio (silver crucian carp)
Lineage: Eukaryota; Metazoa; Chordata; Actinopteri; Cypriniformes; Cyprinidae
Exons: 3
Coding region: 402-1112 (236 amino acids)
Biological process (GO): immune response
Cellular component (GO): membrane
Molecular function (GO): tumor necrosis factor receptor binding
Source: RefSeq, a predicted model, not a curated record